AUGGAUUAUUUCAGUGAUGAUUUACCAUUUGCAGAUGCCAAAAAUGAAAAAGUAAAAAAAAAAAAAAAAAAAAAAAAAGAUUUAACUUAUACCAACGGUAGUCAAAAUAGAAAAAGUAAUAUUUUCCAAAAUGUGGAUGAACAAGAAUACCUUAAACCAGUGAAAUUUGUCAGUGCGGGUUUUUUGAAAGAUAAAAGUAAAAUAACUGAAAAGGAGGAAGAUAAUUUAAAUUCCUACUCCUCUGAUAAUGAUUCAGACUAUUAUGAACAAUAUGAUGUUUUUAAAUAUUUCAUUUUUGAUUUUAAUUUUCAUGUAAAUAAUGAAGAAAGUGAUUUUAUAAAAAAUAAUUUAAAAAAGUAUAAUUUAAUCGAAUUAAAAGAAAAGGACAAGAAUUUUGAAAAAUAUGGUUUAGGAUUUAAAAUUUUAAGAAAAAUGGGUUAUGAAGAUGGAAUUGGAAAAAAUAUGAAAACAAACAUUGCACCUAUAGAAGUUCAAAAAAAAAACAUAAAAGUUUUAGAAGAAAAAACAGAUGGAUAUUCCUGCGAUGAUUACGAUAUCAAUGUGCAUAAAUAUUCUCACGAAAGUAAUGAUUUUAUAGAUAAUACCGAUGUAAAUAUUAAUAACUUGUGGAAAAAAAAGUCUAAUUGGAAAAAAUACUGGAACAUUAAUAAAAUAAUGAAUGAGAUUGAUGCACACUUAAAAUAUAGUUCCUUCUUAAAUCUAGGUGAAAAUUGUGAUGAUAAUAAUUAUCAAAAUAAUUGUACUUAUAUUCAUAAAUUACAAAAAGUAAAUAGCAUGCUUAUUGAACACAUCAAUAGCAAUACUACCGAUUACUUUAGUGCUGUAAAAAAACAAAAGGAAACAGAAAAUAAAUUAAAAAAUUAUAAGAAUUAUGUUUUUAAAAACGAUAUUUACAAAAUACAUUUAUUAAUAUUAAAAAAUGUGUUAACCUAUAAAUAUCUGUUAAAUCUGCAUACAAUACUUUCCUAUCCAUUAUCUUUUAAUAAUGAAACAUAUAACGAAUAUCUCUUUGAUGAUAGUAAACAUUUUAAAACAGAAGUACGAGAUAGUGAUGGUGAUGAUGAUGAUGAUGUUGAUAACAAUAUUAAUUCAUUUGAUCCAUAUAUUUAUAUCAAGGACAAUAUGCUUAUAAACAGAAAGAAUGAAAAAUUGAUAAACAUGCAUCAUAAUUGUGCAUAUAACAUAUUUAGUACAGAACAUCAAAGCAAAAAUGAAACAGUAUUUAAUAACAUGAAUAUAGACAACUUUGAAGAAAAUUUAAGUAAUUUAUUAUUUAACAGUUAUAAUAUAUUAUUAAAAAGUAACUAUUUUAAACACAUACCUAAGGAUUCAAAUUCUUCUUCCCACUGUAGUUAUACAUAUAAAUUAAUAAACAAUCUGCAAGAUGUAUACGAUUUAAUAAAUAUUAAAAAUGUUGAAGUUAAACGAGGAAAUAUUCCAUUAUUAUUGAGUGACGUUUACACGUUUCUAUUUUUUAUUUAUGAUAAUUCUGCAUUUUUACAUUUAAAUAGUUAUGUAUCAAACUUUUUUUUAGAAUUCUUGCGAGUUUAUUUUUAUAAUAACCAACAACAAACAGGAAAAGAGCAAACUGACGGUCAUAUGUUAAAUCAUGACAAGAAUUAUGAAAAUACAAAAAGAGGUAAUUACCAAAUUUCAUUAUGUCAGCAGACAGAAAGUAACGAAAUAAAGGUAAAUCCUGAUAAUAAGGAAAUGUAUCAAAAUAUGCUAAAUGAAAAACAUGAACAGAAUGAGCAUUAUGAAAAAAAUGCCCAUAACACUAGUUCCAAUAAUUGCAAAGAUAUAUUUAAUCCAAAUAACAUAAAAUAUUUGAUACAUUUAAAAAAAAUCAUUAUAAUGGGUGCUGAUGAAAAUAAUAAAAUAGAGCAUCAUAAGAUUGAAUGGGAAUUCGACAAUAUAAUAUAUUUUAAUUUAAUUUAUGAUCCCUUUCAUAAACAAAAAUAUGUUGACUUUUUUAAUUAUAUAAAACUUUUUAAGGAUGUUUUGAAUAUUAACUAUUAUAAAAAAAUAAUAAUCCUUUUUAUUACUAAAAGAAUAAUGACAGAUGUUAUAGAUAACCAAAAUUACCAACUCGACGAAAGCACACUACAAGAUAUAGAAAAUAAAUUAUUCAUAUUAUUUGACAUUAAUAAACAAUUUGAUAUUAGUUCAUAUAUUAAAAACUUUUAUACAAAUUUCAUAUUUAUAUUUCUACAAAAAGUUGAUAUAUGUGAAAACCUUAUAAAAUUAAUUAAAUUAGCACUUACUAAUAAUAUAUACAAAAAAGAAAUUUUUCAAAAUAUUGUGAUAAAGAUAAUUUAUGAAUUAAAUAAAUUAAAUUUCACAAAUAACAGUUUUAUGGAGCGUCUUAAUAAAAUUAUUAUAUUGCACAAUUACCUAGACGAUAAUAUUACUUUUUUCAUCUUUAAGGUAUAUUUUUUUUACCGUUUCACGAAACAUGUAUGUAAUUUCUUAAGAGAACUUAAUUUGUUAUUUGGGAGGGAAAAAGAAUUACACAAUAGUACUGAUAAAGUAAAAAAUAUAUUUAUGCAACAACAACAUGUUCCUAUAGAGGAACAAAAAAAAAGAGAAAUAUUAACAAUUAAAAAAAAAGAAAUUUAUGAAACUUUUAAAAAAGUUAAAGACCUUUUUGAAAAUAAUCUAAUGAAAGAUAAUUCCAUAAAAAAUAUUAUGUUUAGUAUAUUAAAUGUAAUAAAAAUUUACACAAUGCAAGAUAACAUUAUAACUUUUCCUGUGGAAAAGGUUUUAGACUUUGACAAAAGUAAAAUUUUUUCGGAUGAUAAAAUUAAUUACUAUUUCUUGUAUAAAGAUAUAAAAAUUCCACUUCCCUUUUAUGCCGUUCCACAAAGAAAUAAAAGCGUAUAUGAAAUAAAUUAUAAAAAUAACAUACAAAAAAAUUAUUUAAAAGAUGAUUCCAAUAAAAAUUAUAAAUUUUCCAAGAGAAAAUACAUGAACAUAAUGUACAAACUAGAGAACGAUGUAAACCAAUAUAAAAAUAGGCACCAAGAUGAUGAAAAUAUUAACGUAAGGAAUUAUAUAGAAAAGUAUUGUUUAGAAAAUGAUAUUCUGUUUUUACAAAAGCAUGAGCGCAAAGUAAAUGGAAAUUCUGUUUAUUCUAUUAAUAAUUUCUCCAUAUAUAUAAACAAUAAUAUUAUAUACAUUUAUGAAGAACAUGAAUGGAAACCAACCUUAUUAAGUGACCUAUUAAACAAAGUUUCAAAUCAUAAUACAUAA
This is a messenger RNA of Plasmodium malariae, 3273 nucleotides long. Its product is annotated as conserved Plasmodium protein, unknown function. The transcript has a single exon. Bases 1 to 3273 code for a protein of 1090 amino acids. Gene Ontology annotation, cellular component: U2-type post-mRNA release spliceosomal complex. NCBI's taxonomy places the organism in Eukaryota, Apicomplexa, Aconoidasida, Haemosporida, Plasmodiidae. Gene Ontology annotation, biological process: spliceosomal complex disassembly. The record is from RefSeq and is a predicted model, not a curated record. Gene Ontology annotation, molecular function: nucleic acid binding.